This is a messenger RNA of Hyla sarda, 5540 nucleotides long. It is a transcript of the gene ENTPD1, whose product is annotated as ectonucleoside triphosphate diphosphohydrolase 1. The record is from RefSeq and is a predicted model, not a curated record. Gene Ontology annotation, cellular component: plasma membrane. The coding region runs from base 767 to 2275 and encodes 502 amino acids. The transcript has 10 exons. Gene Ontology annotation, molecular function: GDP phosphatase activity; UDP phosphatase activity. NCBI's taxonomy places the organism in Eukaryota, Metazoa, Chordata, Amphibia, Anura, Hylidae. Gene Ontology annotation, biological process: nucleoside diphosphate catabolic process.
GGCUGUAGACACAAGGCUCCAAGUUCUACCUUUAAUGGAGUCAUCCCACAAGCCAUCCCUGCUCUAGUGUGACUUCCCCAGGGAGAGCCAGUGCUGCUGCUGCUGCUUCCUCCAGCCCAAUAAUCCCAGCACCUCAUUCCCUGGGUGCUUCCCUCUCCUAGCUGUUGUUUUUGCCAGCUCUGCAGUCAGCCAGGCAAGAACAAUCAGUCCUGCAAAUGAAAGGUGAUCUGAUGGCCAUGUCUGUGCACACACACAGGGAGGCUGCAUUGUGUGCUGUGCUUGCCAUGUAGAGCAGGGACUGGCUCUUUAAGAACAGGACAUAUUUCUCUCUCUCUCUCUCUCUCUCUCUCUCUCUCUCUCAAUCUUUUCUCAUAUGUAUUCUUUCCUGUGUGGAGCUGCUUCAAAGGAUGAAUAAUGACCUCCUCUGUCUGCAACCCAGGGUUAUUAUUAUUGCAAGGGAAAGCCUCCAUGGGACUGGACUAUGCUGCUGAGCAAGCUGAAGACAUAGACUAGAGAGCUGGCUGGGUAUCCAUCCUAGGAAUCCCAAGCAGCAGUAGCCAGGCCCCUGUAUAUAUCCUCCAUCCUCCACAACCACUAUCAAGAGACACUGACCUCCUGUCAACUAGGAUCUUCUAUGUAGAGAAGAAAAAAAAAAAAAUUCUGAGUCCACCCACAUGCAUGCACCGUUAAAUAGGCAAGUCUCAUGUGCAUCUCUCAGUGAGACUUCAGCAGGAACAAGCUGAGUGAGCAAGGAGCAGCAGAGCUGAUGGAAGAACCAAAGGUUGCAAAACAGAAGAAGACAUGGAACAGAAAGGUCCUCUUCAUCCUAGGAGUUUUUUUUACCUUGGGGAUAAUUGCUUUAAUUGUAGUAGCAGUCGUACAGAAUAGACCUCUUCCAAAGAAUCUUAAGUAUGGCAUUGUGCUGGAUGCGGGCUCCUCACACACCAACCUCUAUAUUUAUCAGUGGCCAGCCGAGAAGGAAAAUGACACCGGAGUUGUUGAACAGGUAGCAGAAUGUAAAGUUGAAGGCAAUGGUAUAUCUAGCUACUACCUGAAGCCUGUGGAUGCCGGUCGAUCUCUUCAGCAUUGCCUAAACAAAGCCCAAGAAGUGAUUCCAGCCAGUCAACAGAAGCAGACGCCGGUGUAUUUAGGGGCAACUGCUGGAAUGAGACUUCUCAGGCAUACUAACCCGGUGGUGGCCGAUGAGGUUCUGUCGUCAGUGGAGAAUACGUUGCGAUCUUCUAUCUUUGAUUUUCAAGGUGCCAGAAUCAUUUCAGGACAAGAAGAGGGAGCCUAUGGUUGGAUCACUAUUAACUAUCUUCUAGGAAACUUUAUUCAUGCAUGGCCAUAUUCUAAAUCAUUAGGAACAUCAGGUGCUCUAGAUCUCGGAGGAGCCUCAACACAGAUAACCUUUGAGUCCAGUGAACACAUUGAAUCAAAAGAUAAUUCCUUGCACUUCCGAUUAUAUGGCAGAAGCUACAACGUCUAUACACACAGUUUUCUAUGUUAUGGAAAAGACCAGGCCCUCCGUCUGCAGCUGGCUAAUACUAUGGUGAACAUACAGAAUUUCUCCCUGUUGGAUCCCUGCUUUAACUCAGGAUAUACAAGGAAUUUUAGCACAACUGAUCUUUUCAACAGCCCCUGCGUGUCUGAUCGGAGGUCGUCAACAGCACCGCCAAACUUUCGAAUCGAGGGGACGGGGGAUUACAAACUAUGCAAGCAAAAUGUCCUGCAGAUCUUCAACAUAUCCCAUUGUAGCUACUCCAGAUGUUCAUUCAAUGGCAUUUUCCAGCCAGUUUUACAAGGGAAAUUUGCAGCAUUCUCUGCUUUCUUUUUUGUUAUGGACUUUUUAAAAUUAAGCAAGGAGAAGUUCUCUUUGGACACAGUGAAGGAGACUGUGGAGAAACAUUGCUCUAAACCUUGGAGUGAGGUAAAAAGAGAUUCAGGAAAAGUCAAAGAAAAAUAUCUAAGUGAAUAUUGUUUUUCUGGAGUUUAUAUCCUAACUCUUCUUGAACUCGGUUACGGCUUUAAUUCCAGCAGUUGGCAAGAGAUUACAUUCUUAGGCAAGAUCCAGGGCAGUGACGCUGGAUGGACACUGGGAUACAUGCUCAAUUUAACCAAUAUGAUCCCAUCAGAGCUUCCUCUUUCCCCUCCGCUGUCUCAUGAGGGUUAUAUUGGAAUCAUGGCCUUUUUCUCAGUUUUCUUACUAUUCAUCCUUUUGACUUGCUGGCUAUGUUUCCGGAAGCCAAAGUGUCUACAGAAGGGCAUCAUUUAAUAGACAUCUUAAAAUUGAUCAAUUACGAGAUGGGACUGAAGAGCUGCUCCGUGGAUUUGCCUUGCCAUGGAUUCAUAUGGUGACUUUGCAGACCGGAUCAGCUAAGACAAGAAGGGGACAUUGAGCCUUUUCUUACAUUGUGGGACCAUACAAGCCAUGCUUGGAGCACAACUAUUGUUCUUGAAUGGAAUAUUUUAUCAACUUCAUAUUUAUGAAGCUUUUAACUAAGAUUAUUUUUUCAAGAGGAACAUGAUGGAAGACUGUGAGUAGACUGGACUAAAAAAAAAUAAAAAAAAAUUCUAUGAACGUACCAAUGGAUCUUACGUUCAGAACUAUAAAAAAAAAAAUGAUCUCAGGUGACAUCAUAUAACUAGGUCUAUUACUGUAUUUUUAUAAGCCCUUGUCAUUUAUAAUAGAUUGCAUUCCCUUGUCCUUGUCAAGAAAGCCAUAGAAUUGAUAUUGCGUACUCCCAACACAUUGAGGAAGAUAUAUCAAAACCUGUCCAGAGGAAAAGUGGCUGAGUGGCCCAUAGCAACCAAUCAGAUCGCUUCUUUAAUUUUCAAAGAGGCCUGUAAAAAAUGAAAGAAGCGAUCUGAUUGGUUGCUAUGGGAAACUCAGAAACUUUUCCUCUGGGCAGGUUUUGAUAUAUCUCCCCCAUUAUGUUUAUAUAUAAAUGCAGCAAAAACUUCAAAUGGCACUGUUGUGUGAAUGCUUGACCAGACACUGUGUCUUUUAGUGCGAGAAAUAUUUUUCACAUUGAGUGAGAUGAGUAUUUUUUGUAGAAAUCCCCUUAAGAAAGUUUUAUCAUCCGUCUGACCAAGGGUCAACACAUUCCUAGCUUUGUUUUUGAACAUUUGUUGUGUGUGUGUGUGUGUGUGUGUGUUCACCUCUUCUUACUACAGAAAACACAUAAAAUGUCCCAAAUUCUGUGUUGAUUAAUUUCUUAAUUACAGAGUAGACAUAAAGUCAAAUUAUGCUGGCUGCCUUUAGCCAACACUAGGGGGAGCCUAGGAGCUAACUGCAUACAUUGAACUAAAUAAUAAAACUGUUUGCAGUAUACUCCUAAGCUUUCUUUUGUAGUGGCUAGAAUUCUUUAUUUAACUAUUUCAAUGCAGGGUAUUUGGAGCUCUGUAUGAGUAAAAUUGAACUCCAACUGAUUUACAAGUAUACCCUGAAGUUGAUCAGUAGUAAAUUAAGCUCUAAAGUCACAUGGUGUUAAGAGGUGAGCAUUCAUCUCAUCAAAAUCAGAGCAUGUAGCAGAGUUGAAGAUAACGUUUUACAUUGAAACUGCAGUCCAACUUGCGUUCAGCAUGUUAUAGCGCAAGAGGAGCUGAGCAGAAGGAAGUUUUGUGGGAAAAAGGUUCAGUAAAACUAGUGAAUUAAAGAGGCACUGUCAUUAUGAAAAUCUUUUAUAUUUUGUAGUACUACUGAUAAGAACUUUUUUAAAUAUAAAUUUAUUUUAAAAGAAUGUCAAUUUUACUAAAAAAUGAAAAAUGAAAAUAGCCGCCACUAGGGGUCAUCUAUCUUUAUGCAGACAGACUACUCUGUAUUUUGCAGCAUACUGAAUACCGGCCGUAAAGUGUGUUGGUAUCCAGUAUAGGAGAUCACUAUUGCACAACUGCAGCCUUCAGCUGUUCCUAUUGGGGGUACAAUCUUUGUAAAACUCUUUGUUUUAGAGCUGUAUAUUCUCCAGCUGUGUGCCUCCAGCUCUUGCAAAACUACAGACAAAGGAUGUGUGGGCAUGCUGGGAAAUGUGGUUUUGCAACAGCUAAAGGCAACACUGCUCUAACACAGUGCUUUAUAAAUACUGCAGCUCCAGCUGUUGCAAUGCAAAACUACAACUCCCAGCUUGCUUGAACAGCCAAAGCUUUCUCUGACUACUGAAUGACAAAGAAGCUGGUCAGACAUUCAGGGGUCUGUGAAAGCUGAAUGACACACAUAGUGACAGCUAUGUUGAUCAGCAUCCAGCUUUACUAGGAACAGGAAAUGUAUGCAUAAAAACUACUGAGCAGAGAUUUCAGACUGCCAGGCUGCUCCCAGACUCCCAGCAGAUGAGUCAUCCACAGUGAGCGAGAAAGAUGGACACGCCCCCUCCAGCAGGCAAGAAUACAAAGCAAGUGAGCAAGAUAUAAAUGCUAUUUGUUAGGGAUAUAUAGGUCCUAGACACAUAACAAUUUUAUGUACAUGAUCAGGAUUAGGUACUGAGUAACAUAUUUUUUUUUUUUAUUGGCACUAUGACAGGUACGCUCUAAAGGAGAAUUGUGGCAUAAAUUUUUUAAGUCCCCCUGUGCCCAGGCUGCAAAAACAUAAAAAAAUAACUUUAACUCACCUUCCUAAAUUCCUCUAUUGUGGAGAUAUCGGCAUCUCAUUCCUUCAGUACUGCAGGCUUCUGGCUUCUUAGGCUCUAGACAUCACAGUGGAGGCAGCGUAUCGCUGGCUGCAGCGAUGUCCCGCCUCGGCCGGUGAUAGGCGAUAGGCUUAACGUCAUGUAAGGAGUCCGGGCAGCAGGAAGAAGGUGGGGCCCGGGCUCCUAACAUGACAGUGCACUCAGUCUAUCACCGGCCGAGGCUGGACAUCGCUGCGGCUGGCAAUACGCUGCCUUCGGCUGUCCAGGCCUACUGGGAGUUGUAGUUUUGCAACAGCUGGAGGCACACUGUUUGGAAAACACGGUACUAAAUCUUUUUCCUAUGUCAAUCUGUUUAUCUCCUCCAGCGUUUUAACAUGCACUCUGCCUCUAUCCCUGCAUAUGACAUCUCUAUCAGACCGUUGUCUGACCAUAUAUUUGUUUAUGUAGGUCCAAUAAUGAAAGGAUUCAGUGGAUCUAAUGUAAGAAACAUAAUUAGCACUAACAUCUAUUUUUCAUCAACUUUUGGCAAAUUAUGUUAUAUAUAUAUGAAUACACCAGCCUAAAAGAUGUCCGCUAUAAUACACAGCCAAUGGUCUGAUGUAACCAUUGGAAUACACUGGUUAUGGUGGGCAUUGCAUGUGAGCCUGGCUUUGCAAGAAUAUACACCCUUAUAAAGUAUAUUGCACACUGACAGUGACAUUCCUGGUAAGCAUGGUGGCACAGUAGAGGGCAGUGCCCGCGGUCCAGUAGGACAAAGUCAUACCCUAUACAUGUAGUAGCAGUGGUUGCAGCUAUGUCUGGUCUGGGAGAAAUUUGAAAGAGAAAUUAUUCUAAAAAAAACAACAACAACAAUUGAGUGUUUUAUGUACUUUAUAAAAUGUAUGUAGUUCUAUAUGACAUAAAAUAAACAUAUCAGGU